UAUUUCAAAAUGGCGUCUUGUCAACAUUCAAAACUCAGCUGUUAAUCAAGCUUGAUAAGGGCGAUUUUGGUUUAAUAUGGAGCUGUCUACUUCAGGAAAAAGCGUGGUAGACUUGAAUACGUCUUUCGUCGGUGGAAACGGAAGAAAUGGUUUGCAAUCUAAUGGAACAACAAAUGGCGAUCUCAAACAAAUCAGUCCAGUAUUGGUAGCAUUUGAGCAAGAACUUUCAAGAUUUAUUAAAUACAUUAAAAAGAAAUCAGAACCAGGAUUGAAGACCAAGAAGAAUGACGAAGAACCUCUGGCAAGAGGGUCAAACACAUUGUUUUCCAUGUGGAACACAUAUGAGAGCCAUUUACCACAAUCUUACUAUCAAGAGAAGCUUUUAAACACUGGAGAUUUCCUUUUCUUUGUCAAGGAAUACAAACUUGCGCAGUUUCACUGCUAUGGAAGAUAUCUGGCUAAACAUGUUCAGAGGAAUCUCACACUUAGUGAGACUGCAGAGCUGGAUGCAGAUAAAUUUUACAAGAUGCAUUUGCCAAAUGGUCUUGACAAUCUGGCUUCUGCUACAAUGGUGCUGCGAUCGGCUCUUGGUGAAGCUAUUUGUUUUUAUCAUGUGAACACUGCUGAGGACCCAAAACUGCAGGCUCUAGAGUUCCUUCUCUGGGCUUGCAUGUGCUUGGAAUCAUCUGUUCCUCUCCUCACUGUCAAAUACUUAACAUGGCGUAGCACCCUGUACACCGCUGUCUGCCAGUGUUACUUUGAUCUCAAAGUACCCAUGCACGCAGAAGCAUUUGCUAAAAGAGGCUUGGGCAAGGUGAAUGAACUGCAGGAAAUUGAAAAGAUGAGUACAUCAGAAGCCACUCCAGAGAGUGAAGCAGCGUUUCGACAAGCCAAGACAAAGAUGCAGGUCAUGAUAUUCAAGAGGGUGGUGUUUGAGACUCGUAAGAGACCAAAAGGUCUUUUGCGUCCAAAGACAAAACCUAACCUCAAAGAUUUUGCUCAUCAUGCAUGGCCACGGACUCCAACUGAACGUCUUAUGACAGACCUUCAGGGUACAGCUGCCAAAUUUUUGGCCAUAUUAGAGGCCCUUAGUGAGACAUACAGACGUACACUUCACUGCGAAGCACCAACUCCUGACGCAGAAGACACAGCCAUAGAUGUGUGUGCUGAGCUGUUCUUUGCGGGAAUGGAGAUAAUUGCUGGCGGUGGAGGAAUAAAACAGGCACUGAAACAUGACGGAGUAAUUCAUCCUUCUGUGUGGGAGCUGCAGAACACCUCUAUCAUGGAGCUUGUGGCCAAAGGUGAGAAUGGUGUACCCCUCCCUGCUCUGGUCAAAUUUGUCAAGCAUGCAUUCAGUUAUGAACACUGGGAACCAUUUGGACAACUGAUCGAACCAACCCUUCAGCUUCUACAGGAGCAGAGUGAUAUUAACAGUCUGGUGGAUAUCAAAACACUGCAGCUCAUGCUGGCGCUGGAGCCGUUUUACAAUACUGUUAAAAAAACAAAGAAAACACCUGCACAGGCAGACGAGGGUGAAACAGGGCCCCAUGCGCAUGGGAGAACUGGAAGUCCGCUUGAGGAACUAACGCAUUUAGCAGAUGUUAUUCAGUCAUGCUCUGAGGAGCCUUUUAAGUCUGCCAUCCUGAUGAAAGACAUUGAUAUGAUGGUGGAUGCUUCUUUAUUCCUUUGGUCAAAAUGCAAGCCUCAUUUCCAGAGAAUCCUGUCUUCGUCUCUGGAGAACUGCAAACAGUUGUUAAAUGAUGUAUUUUUCAAUCGUUGGCUAUACAUUCUGACAGUGGCACACACAGCUCUCUCCUGGAGUAAUGCUGCACUUUUUGAUCCCAUUCUCAGUGCUGAAGUAACACUGAAGUUUUCUCUGUUGUUGGAAUGUAAAGCAGGGACCACUGACAACUCCAGGGUAGGCAGCACAGAUAUCUUGGAGACACCAACAAUUCCUGUAUCCCCAGAGACGGUGGAUAAUAAACAGGAGAAAGCUGAAGGAGAGUCACCAGAAAAACCUGCCAUGGGUCCUGGGUCUUUGAGAAGUCUUUUCACAGACGUCAGUCAACAAAUGAUUGUGGCCAUGGGUGGGGUCUCUGUGGGUGUAAGAGAGGUGCUUAAUAAGGUACUGGGCAUCCUGGACCAGGGGCUCAGGGAUAUCACCAAGGCACGUGAUACAGUUAUUGACACAAGAAAGAGGAACAUUGCUGAUAUCAGUUGGAUCAAGGAGUAUACAUGGGUACCGGUGAAUUGUGAAGGAAUCCUGACGAUAUACAAGGCUGGUAACUUGCGAUGGUCCAAGGGGGGUUGGCAAACUCCAAUUCACGUUAUGCCGCAGAAACCGGGGAUGAAUAUUGGUUUUUUUUGGUCCACUUGCCCUCAAGGCUUACCUUCAAGAGUAAACAAACCCAAGACGGAAGAUGGUGACGCAGAACAUCAGGAUUCUGACUUGCUUGAGCGGAUGAUAGAGACGUUGCACAUGGAGUUGCUGUUUGUUCGACAUAGAGUUGCUGUAAAGCUUGUCAACUUGGGGCAAGAACCCUGUGAACCAAAGAGAUCAGCCAAAAAACAGAAGGAGAAACCAAAGACUGGUGCUGGUUCCUUGCAUUUUAGUGAUGCAGAGAAUAAACUGCUCUCUGAGUGCAGUAGGAACCCGCUGUCCAAAGCAAUGCUGCGCAUGCACAUGGCGGGACAGGCUGUUACGUCACAGAGUCAUGUGGGGACUGAAAGACAAACACAGCUUCUUAAGGAGAGCCAAGAGCUGAUUGUCAAGUGUCAGCAGCAGGAAAGGAAAGUAUCCAGUUGGAACAGACAAACAGACGACACCAGUGACAACAUUCUUCCCUCUGAUGUCCCCCCGGCCCCUCUCCUUGUGUACCGCAGCUCUGCUGUGUUGGUAUUCAAACCAGCUCCCUUCGAGCCAAAAACAGGAGAAAAGGUGGCAUGGUAUCGACUCUUUGCAAGGUCGGCCAGCGGUAAUAAUGUUAAAGUCAGGCUGAAUGACUAUCAGCUGCCAGGGACUGGUGAAGAGAUCCCGGCCACUGCUGACAUCAAGUUUUUUGUGCGUGGGCUUAAAGCAGAUGAGAAGUACAUGGCAGCUGUAGCAGCUUACAAUGAACAUGGUAAACUGAUCGGUGGAAGUGUUGGCUUAACAUGUCGACCUAUUCUUGCUGCUCAUCCAUUACCAACUCUCAUGGCGUGGGGGUAUUUAGCUCAGCUCUCUUUUGCCUCGGGCGUGUUAUCAGUAGCUAAAUCUGCUGCGUCCGUUUUGUGGAAUCACUUUGUAAAGGAGCGUGAAAUAUAUGAAGAGAACACCAAUAUCCAAACAGCCAGUUCCGAUUUGUGCAUCUCUCUACAAAGAGUCGACGAGGACAGAUUGCGCGAAUGUUCACCUGUAUUGGCGAGACUCUUUCUCCAGAGUAUCUUCAUAUCCGUGGACAUUAGGAUCAGGGAGGGGCAUCUGUUCUGUGACUGUCUGUGUGAUAGUGGAUCACUGUACAAUGGGCAGGUUGCUCGCCUUGAAGAAUGUGAGCGUCUUCUUCUUGCAAUUCAAGUUUCAGGCUGGCUGAAUGACACUGCGCUGUGUUUACAAGCUGUUGUUCAGUGUUAUGGACUACUAGCCCCUUUAAUUCACCAAAAGAUUCCUGCUAAACCAGUUGUACAGGUUCUCCUCCGGUGUCAUGCUGUACUCCAAGAGGUCCCUUCACUGACACGUCAUAGAAAGUCCUCGUCUACUUCUGACAGUUUGUCACACAUGAUCGCCACAAUGACUUAUUAUAUAGCCAAGAUAUUACAAAUGUGGAACGAGCAGGGAGUAGCUGGGGCCAUUAUUGAACUCGGCAAGAAAAUGCUUAAUAUCGAAACUGCCCCUGAUAGUGCUGGCACCAUGACAACCAUGCAAGCUGCUGCUGCAAUGGCAACUGCCACUCUGGGAGGACCGCCACCGAGUAAAACCACCAAAAAGAAGCCUGGGGCGACUAAAAAGCCCAAAGGUGGAGGAGGCAAGGGACUGGGAAAACUUGAGAAGGAAGCCGCUGCCUUCACUGCUGACGCACAGAAUGAGGAGCUGAAGGCCUUGGAAGCCUACAUCUUAAAACUUAGUCAACAAGCUUUGAACCGUGAUGACGAGGAACUAACCGGCUCGGAAGAUCCAUCUGUCCUUCACUCAGUUGUUGCCAAUCUCCCCGCUCAACAAGCGUACAAAGAAGUACUCAAAUUUAAGAGGAGGACUCGCUUCCUGGGCUUUUAUGUCCAGGUGUUGGCUAAAGCUCUUCAAGAGGGUCUGACAGAAACAGCUUUGGAUUGGACCAAUGAUACCAUGACGUGGAUCGUGAGGAGAAAUGAAAUGCUGUUGGCAAACAAACCCACCAUAGUUCGUCAGGCGGCUGCUACAGCUGGACCGGAAGAAGAAAAAAUUAAGAAAUUUGCCACCGCUAUUGUUGAAUUUAGUAAGGCGAUUGAACGACUUCAGGGCUUUUUGCCAGAAUACUGGCGAUCAUCACAGCGAAGAAAAAAGCUACGAGCCGUCAGCUGCGAAGAAUUACCAUGGAGAGCCCAGAUGGGAAUUCUUCUGGCGGGUGCAAAUUUUGAUUUGUUUCUUGACAAAGUAGAAAGUGGACAACGUUUGGCAGACGUAGGAGACGCCGAAAACCCGUUAUACAGGCCUUCGUAUAUGGAUCCUGAUUGGUUUGGCUAUGCUACAUCCGGGACCUUAAUAGUGUCGUGGGCUGGUGCGUCAAGAAGAGCCUCACCCGAGCCCCCCAUGGGUUUUAGCGGAUCAGCGAGGGAUACGCCAUUUUCUCAGCGUGCUCCAACAGGGUCGCGGUCACACCCUCGGGAGGGGACUAGGACAGGUAGCAGAGUGACAGGGGUCACUGGAAGUGAAGGUUCCACCGCAAGCAAGUCACCCAUGUUCUUCCUACUCUCCGCGCUGGAUCAUUUAUCACGAGCCAUUGUAUUGACUUAUCGUGGCAAGUACUGGAUCAUGCUACAGAACGCCUGCCGGGCCCUAUGGAACAUGACUCAAACGGUGCUCAUGCGAGUCGUGGCAGGAACGCUCCACCUCGCUGAGGACCCUUUGGCUGAAGGAAGCACUGAUAUCGAUGUUCUGAGAAAGGCUCUGUGGCAGAAGUUCUAUUUCGGGGCGGACAGGUUGUUGGACAUGAUGGUUUUGAUUCAAGAGCAGGCAAAAACAGAAUCUGAACAAAAUAAAAAGCGUGACAAAGUGAAGAGGGGAGAUCUAUUGAUUAAUGAGAAGCAAGGCCUAAUGGGAGGAGUUGAAGAUGAGAGAGGUGGAGCGAGUUUGUUGUUUGAGAUACCGCUGGACAACUCGAAUGUUGCGGACACUCGCUGGCUGAAGAGGUUUAUACUCUACGCAGUGGAGAUGUUGUUCUACGAGAGGAAAUGGGAAAGGGCUGUCAGUAUCAUCUUGAGAUUCAAUGCGCUAACCAGGAGUCGUUAUGCCGAGUCAGUGCUACCUCUCCUUAUCGUCGCACAACGAAAACUUCAUGAGCAAAUCAAUGACCAUGGUGGUCCGUCAGGAAGUCAACCUCUCAUCACUGUCUCCAAGGAAACGGGUAUUGCUGAAGAGUUUUUUAUAAAGCCAUCUGAGUACAUGUCAAUUGAGCCCGCGGUGCAUAUUGAUCCUGAAGGCCAUGAUGUGUACCGCGGUAGUGUGGACGCGCUGAGACUCGUCUCAGUCCCUCUGGAUGUGAAUAAAAGCCUCCAGGCUUUGCACCAGGCUCUUGAGUUGAAGCAUCACACUGCUCGAUCUCUAGAUCACAGUCGACAGCUUUUGUUGUGUUACCUCGCGGGCCAACAGGAAGGUAAGAGAAUACGAUAUGCAAGUAAAUGCGGGACAAGCACCCGUGUGCAGCGCGGGUCAUCCCGUGUCGGGUUCUUACCGAGCCAAGUGAAACCUCCCACAGAUGUUCCACUGGAUUUAACGAAAGAAACGUUUGACUCUGUGGAGGAUGUGCAAACAUUCACACUUCAACCAUCGCAACUGGCUGUGGUUAUUGCUUCCUACGAUAAGACAAUUGAAAUGUUACAGUUUCGCAAACAGAAGAGUCUGGCUGCUCAAGCUAUGCACGAACUGGGUAACAUAAUGUUUCACAGUGGGAAUAUUAGGGCUGCAUACAAGUGGUGGGCGGAGUCUCUAGACACGAUCCUCAACACAGCAGAUUCGCUCAAAACGUGGCGUGAUUUGACGUCAUCAUCUGAUACGUCACUCAAGCCCGGUGCUGCUCUUCUUCAGAGAUGUGGGCUAUGGGGAUGUCUCUUAGGAGGUGUAUUGGCCGCUAAUAUCGCACAAUACAUUCACACAUCCAACCUUGGUCUCCGAUUAGAAUGUUGUCUCCUUUCCGCGACAUUCUUCAAGGCGUUGUUCUGUUCUUCGUUACCCCACCCCACAGCGGAAAAAGACUAUGCUUUAUACGAGGUAGGGGCUGGGUGCGAGGUGGCCGAACUGAUACCUGGAAUAGAUCUUCUGUCCAAUGCUUUUAGAAGUAAUGGACGGUCAGUUCUGGCCGCGCUUAGAUGGAUCACAGAGGAACUGGCUCGAGCAAGAUACCUCAUAACGGUUCUUCCAUUGAUCACACUGUGUUUGUACUUCUCCACACAUGUGGCACGUGACCUGCAACGAUCUGUGGAUAUAAGAAUUCUCAGGGUCCGUGUCCUCACCGAUCUCGAGAUGUUCUCAGAAGCAGCAAGAGUUUUGACGUCUUUGCUUCGUGGAGAAAAGCUUCCUAAAGUUUCUGACGGCGGUUUUAGAACAGUUGAAAACAAAACGAAACCUCCGCCAGUUUUUAAUAACAAGGAGUCUGUUAUGAGUGCGGGCAACUUAGCAGUUUUGAACUACUUGUUGGAUCACCGUCUGCAACCGUCCUUGUUAGUACUUUACGGUCCACAACUUACUGGACAGCUCACAAUUGCCCAUGCGCAUCUGAUGAUCGCCAUCGCGGCUACAGUUUAUGCCAUACCAGCAGACUGCCACCAAGAACUCACCCGUUAUCUGGAGGCUAAGGAAGAAGAGGAAGCUGCAUUGCUCGAGUUACCAGUUCCCCCUCUACCAUCCCAGUCUCCAACUGGAAAGAAAAACCCCAAGAAAAAGUCCAGCGAUGAAGUUAUAAGUCUUAAGAGCAGUCAAGUCGCUCAAAGACGAAAGCUAAUUGAUCCAGCGACCAUUACCCCAGAACUUAUUAAGGGUUUUUUGUUGGCUACAGCAGAAUUAAUAUUGACAAAUUUGUGUGACUCCCUGUCAGACGCUCCAGACCAAGCCAGUUUUGAAGAUGAGCCUCUAAGUAUGUCUUCUGUGGAUCUGGAACAGGUGUGCCUUUCCCGACUUGAGCUGGCGGAAAUUGCCAGUCAGCGACAUCAUGCACUAACCAGUGGUAACAUUGUGUAUGCGUGCAUGAGAGCGUUGGAAGAUGCUGCGAUUUUGAAUGAGCUGGACUUAGAGAAACGUGCUCCUUCCCUCAUGUCUAGCCAGGUCCGAUCCGCGCAUAGUACCGUCUCAGGGUGGGGUGGGGACCAUUAUUUCCAUAACCAAGCACGUUCAAGAUUGGAUGCUAGGCUGUGGCUCACCUGUAGACUGACCCUGGCUCAUGGACUCGCAGAAGAGGACAGUGGAAUGGGGAAAUUAGGGGGCUCGACAAGAAGUGUUACCAGCUCUAUUGGAACAUGCUUGCAUCAUUGUCGACAAGGUUUGGACGAAGCAGAAGCAUUUGGUGACAUAGAACUUAUGGCUGAAUUCUCUUUGUUGAGUGUAGUCCAGAAUUUACAGCAAGGAAAAAUGGGGCCUGACUUGCUGGAAACGCUAGAGAAAGUCGUUCUCAGUCUGGAGCAGAGUCCUGCUUUGUCCUUCUCAGGAAAACAGUUAUUGGCUCUGACGAUCGUUCAGCACGCUGAUAUCAGACCUUCGGGUCACAUAUCUUCCACCAUGUCGUAUCUUAACGACCCUCUGUCAGCGUACACAAGAGCUAUGACUUAUUUACUUGAGCAGUUGACCCAGUCUGGAAGCGAUGUAAAUCUGGUGGAGACAUCUCCUGUUAGGCCUCUACAUAACAUCUAUUUCCGUCAGCUUCUCCCUCUGAUUGACCUUAAACUUCGUAUCGGUCGAACUCUCACCAAACAAACCCACCUGUCUGAACAUGAUCGGGACUCGAACGUCAUUCCAGCCGAGUGGCAGACUGCAGUCAGAGAACUGGAACUAGGGCUUGAACUAGCGAGAACCGCUGCUUGUCAGCGGAAAUCUAUUGAAGCACAGCUGUUGUUGACUCUUGGUCAAGUUCAAAGGCAGAUGCUUCCGAGUGGUCAGAUAUCUCCCCGUACGGUAGUUAACACACUGGUGGAAGCUGUACAGUGCACCUUUAUUUCUGAUCACGAUCUUGGUUUAAUGAAGCACGCCUAUCUGGAGAUGGCGCUGGUCCUCAUCAGUAAUGCCAACACUCUCAAGCCUCCUAAGACACCCGAGCAGCCGCCCCGACCUGCAGAGUCCCCUACCUUAGGCGCUAAGGAAGGAGGCCGGAAGAUCAGCAAGAAAGGAAGCGCCAAGGAGAAGGGAAAGAAAGAGAAAGAAACGCGGGAAAAGAACAAGGAACUGGACCAGGAAAUGAGGACAAAUGGUAGGCUCCUAUAUGCUUGUUUUCGUAAUAUUCUUACUGUUUUCAACCGUAAUUACUGUUUGAUUUUCUUAGAUCUUAUAGACAAGUCUACCAAAGCUAGUGACUUUGAGAUGUGUAUCCAAUGGUUUCAACCAGAGCUUGACUGUGUGUUUGUCCAAGAUCCAGCGGACUCCCAGUCAGAGCGCCACAGAGCAGUUUGUGUCUUGUACGCCUUUAACAAUAAAGCUCUUGAUCUUCCGGCGAACCCACUCGUCGGUCAAGUCAAGGCCGGGCUUUAUCACGUGAUAGAGUCUCGUGCUCAGGCCCUCCACGAAAAGCUUAUGGCCACGUUGGAAAAAGCCGAGAACGACCUGGCACCCCUGCAGAGCUCUCAAACGGGACCUGGAAAUCUUGAACAAAAUAAGGGCCGUCCGUCCAAAACGGAUCCUGCGCAAUUGAUGGUACCUGGAAAUUUGGAACAGAAACCCUCUGGGACUGGGGUUACAUCGCGUAAAAAGAAGAGCAUGGGAAUAAGGGCUCUCUCAGCUAAGCAAAGAAAGGACGAUCACAUAAGGGCCCUGCUGAGAGAGCAUCUGAGUGAAAUACGAGCCUUGUUACAACGUGAAGUGCCAGUUCCAGUUGAGGAAGUACCAUUUGAAGUCAAUCUCCAGAACGUGGAUUGUCUCGAAGCCAUGUUUGACCCAAGUCGUGGGAACCUUUCCAAAACAACACAGGCAUUUUAUACUUGGCUUUCAUCCCUUCUGGAAAAUUAAAUUUUGGAAUUUUUGUUUAAGUUUGUCCAGGCAGGCGGAAAAAACGUUGACAAACAUUUUUUUCUUGAAACUUUUAGCGAGGAUUUAGAAAUGGAAUGAAAAAGCCAUCAUACAGUGGAGUGUUCGUGCGGUAUAUUUAUCUUGUUUCACAGAUUUAAAUUGUUGUUUAUUCACUUGGACUGCAUAAUGGAGCUGUAUUUUAACAUGGCGUUUGAUAUUUAUUGCAUUCCUGAUAAAAUAAAGAUUAUUUUCACAGUGAA
Molecule: messenger RNA, 9636 nt
Organism: Pocillopora damicornis (cauliflower coral)
Lineage: Eukaryota; Metazoa; Cnidaria; Anthozoa; Scleractinia; Pocilloporidae
Product: cilia- and flagella-associated protein 54
Biological process (GO): cilium assembly
Source: RefSeq, a predicted model, not a curated record